This is a messenger RNA of Prunus armeniaca (apricot), 522 nucleotides long. NCBI's taxonomy places the organism in Eukaryota, Viridiplantae, Streptophyta, Magnoliopsida, Rosales, Rosaceae. The record is from the annotation of a GenBank genome assembly.
AUGGAUUCGGUCGACCAUGGCCUGAGCGAUUUGUAUGCUGAUGACAAGGGCAUCGUUAUGUGGCAUGUCGAGGCCGAUCAGAUCUUUCUUUUGGAAGCCGAUUAUAGGAUCGUCUUCUGUUGGUGGAAGGAUUGUGUUAAUCCUUAUGACCUUCUGGGGCGGUUCCUUGGCGGUGUCUCGAUCUUCAAUCCGCUGGAUGGCCUGCUUCGCGAUGAACUCCGUGCAGUGACCCUCUUUCACGAGUUCUUCAAGGUGUGCUUUCCAAGCGAGGCAGUUAUUGGUAGUGUGCCCGUGUGUCCCAUGGAAGGCACAGUAUUUGCUUGUAUCCCUCUUGUCUGGAUCUCCUUUCAAGGGUGGCGGUCUUCUUACCCAAGUAGACUUUUUUGCGGCGAUUCGAUCGUCAUCCCAGAGCGCGUAGCGUUCCGCGGUCGCAUAGACCUCUGCCAGAGUCUGGCUGGGAGUGAUAGUCAGCUCGCGGUACAAGUCGUGUUCAGCUGGGAGGCCUUUCUUGAAAGCAGAUGA